GAACUCGCCAGCGGGAGCGCGCUCGCGGCCGCGCGUGCUCCGCUUUCCCGGCUCCGUCGCUGACGCGUCGCAGACGUUGGGGAACUGAAGGGAGCAGCCGUGGGAGCGGGAUGAACAGCGGCGGCGGCUUCGGUUUGGGCUUAGGCUUCGGCCUCACCCCUACGACGGUGAUUCAGGUGACGAACCUGUCAUCGGCGGUGACCAGCGAGCAGAUGCGGACGCUUUUUUCCUUCCUAGGAGAAAUCGAGGAGCUGCGGCUCUACCCCCCGGACAAUGCACCUCUUGCUUUUUCUUCCAAAGUAUGUUAUGUUAAGUUUCGUGACCGAUCAAGUGUUGGCGUGGCCCAGCAUCUAACUAACACGGUUUUUAUUGACAGAGCUCUGAUAGUUGUUCCUUGUGCAGAAGGUAAAAUCCCAGAGGAAUCAAAAGCCCUCUCUUUAUUGGUUCCUGCUCCAACCAUGACAAGUCUGAUGCCUGGUGCAGGCUUGCUUCCCAUACCGACCCCAAAUCCCUUGACUACACUGGGUGUUUCCCUUAGCAGUUUGGGAGCUAUACCAGCAGCAGCACUAGACCCCAAUAUUGCAACACUUGGAGAGAUACCACAGCCACCACUUAUGGGAAAUGUGGAUCCUUCCAAAAUUGAUGAAAUCAGGAGAACAGUCUAUGUUGGCAAUUUGAAUUCCCAGACAACGACAGCUGACCAGCUACUUGAAUUUUUUAAACAAGUUGGAGAAGUGAAGUUUGUACGGAUGGCAGGUGAUGAGACUCAGCCAACUCGGUUUGCUUUUGUGGAAUUUGCAGACCAAAAUUCUGUACCAAGGGCCCUUGCUUUUAAUGGAGUUAUGUUUGGAGACAGGCCAUUGAAAAUAAAUCACUCCAACAAUGCAAUAGUAAAACCCCCUGAGAUGACACCUCAGGCUGCAGCUAAGGAGUUAGAAGAAGUAAUGAAGCGAGUACGAGAGGCUCAGUCAUUUAUCUCAGCUGCUAUUGAACCAGAGUCUGGAAAGAGCAAUGAAAGAAAAGGCGGUCGAUCUCGUUCCCACACUCGUUCCAAAUCCAGGUCUAGCUCAAAAUCCCAUUCUAGAAGGAAAAGAUCACAAUCAAAACACAGGAGUAGAUCCCAUAAUAGAUCACGUUCAAGACAAAAAGAUAGACGUAGAUCUAAGAGCCCACAUAAAAAACGCUCUAAGUCCAGGGAAAGACGAAAGUCAAGGAGUCGUUCACAUUCACGGGACAAGAGAAAAGACACCCGAGAAAAGAUCAAGGAAAAGGAAAGAGUGAAAGAAAAAGAUAAAGAAAAGGAAAGGGAAAAAGAGAGAGACAGGGAAAAGGAACGUGAAAAAGAAAAGGAACGUGGUAAAAACAAAGAUAAAGAACGGGAAAAGGACCGGGAUAAGGAUAAAGACAAGGAAAAGGACAGAGAGAGAGAGCGGGAAAAAGAGCAUGAAAAGGAGCGAGACAAAGAGAAGGAAAAGGAACAGGAUAAAGAAAAGGAACGAGAAAAGGACAGAUCCAAAGAGAUAGAUGAGAAAAGAAAGAAGGAUAAAAAAUCCAGAACACCACCCAGAAGUUACAAUGCAUCAAGAAGAUCUCGUAGUUCCAGCAGGGAAAGGCGAAGGAGGCGGAGCAGGAGUUCUUCUAGAUCCCCAAGAACAUCGAAAACCAUAAAAAGGAAAUCUUCUAGGUCUCCAUCCCCUAGGAGCAGAAAUAAGAAAGAUAAAAAGAGAGAAAAAGAAAGGGACCAUAUUAGUGAAAGAAGAGAGAGAGAACGUUCAACCUCUACAAGAAAGAAUUCUAAUGACCGAGAUGGGAAAGAAAAAUUGGAGAAGAACAAUACUUCACUUAAAGAGAAGGAGCACAAUAAAGAACCAGAAUCAGUUGUGAGCAAAGAAGCAGAUGACAAGGAAGCACCAAGGACUGAGGAAAACCAAGUACAGCAAAAUGGGAAUUGUCAGCCAAAUGAAGAAAACCUUUCUACCAAAACAGAAGCCGUAUAAGACUGACAAGUGCACCUCUAAAUGCGCGCUGGAAUAAAAUCCAAAGCUUUUAAUUACUCUUAACAAGAUGUUAAAUAAUGAAGAAUCCAUUUGAGCAUAAAGAGAUAAGCUAACAGCUUUUCUAGUUGUUAGGUGGCUUUGUGGCCAUCUUGUUAGUGAGUAAGAAAAGAAAGCAUGGACAUCAUGAAGAUAACGAUAUUACCCAAACUCAUCUUCUAAAAUCUGUGCAUUUCCAUGGUGGCUGACACACUUGUCCUGUGGUUUGUUAGUGUUUGCCAAGAACCAUUAUAAAUAAAUGGGACAUCAAAGAUCCAAAUUUGUACUCUCCACAAAGACUGGAGAUAAACAUUGGAGGCUCUUUUAAAAAGUGUUAGUUACUGAAUUUUGUAUUGUUUUACUUUUUUUAAAUUUCAAUAUAUACAGAUGGAUGAUGUGCUUGAAAUCGGUGCAAAUACAUACCCACCCUUAUAAGUGCAGAAUAUGUAAGAAGUUUUAACACUUAACUCCACAGGAUUUAUAGUGAUUGUGUUAAAUUCUCACUAUUGUGUUUCUUUUUCUCACUGUUUAGGACUACAGUUUUUCUUUACAAUACUUUUACAGAUUCAGAUUCCUUAAAUAAGUGGAUUAAAAAACAACUGACAAUGCAUGCUACUACUGUUCUCUUUCAAAAAGACGAACAACUGUGUUGAAUACUAAUAAUAAUGUAUUAGUAUUCAGUGUUUAGAAUCAUUGGGUUUUCCCACAAAGUAAGCACUUCUUUUUUAACUUUCUUGACACUUCCAAGCUUCUUAUGAAUAAUAUUGUAGUGUGUAUUGUCAGCGGUAGAUGGCAAAGGUGUCAUUAUAAAAAGAAAACUUGGGUUUUCAAAAUGGGCUAUGGGAGCACAAGCAGAAGCUUUAGUGCCUUCUACAAUGUGGUAUACUGUUUUCUAGAAUUUUAUAUGUACUAGACAUUCUCAGCUCAUGGAAUUUAGAUGGAUAUUCCAUUCACUCCCAUAGAGAAGUGUGCAAGUGAUAUGUCAAAAGAGCUUCUUACUUAGUUCACCUAAUAUGAGAGGGAAGUUCCUCUUUUCAAGAAUGACUUUAGAGCUUAAAACAACAGUGCAGUUUUGGGACCAUCAGUUUUAUACUGUGAUCAUUGAAAAUGAAGCAUGUUCUUAAUUUACUUAAAGCAAAUCCUUUAGUUGUCUAUAUAGGAUGGCCUUAAUUAUUACCUCUCAAUCAUCUUCUCAUAAAUGAUGUGCAGAAAUUGAAGUUAAAGGAGAAUACAUGAGGUUGUUUUAUGUUUAAGGAUUUGUUUACUUGAUUUAAAAUAUAGGUCAUCCAUCAUUCUUAGGUUCACUUUUUGUAGAAAGUAUGCAAGCAGUAAAAUGACAGCAUUGCUAAUAUUUCCCCACCACCCUAAAAUAUAACUCAUAGUUUCAGAACUCUUUUCAUUAUUGUUAUAUUUCCAAAAAAGAGAUACCUUUUAAUUAGUAUAUUAUUGAAAAAUCAAGUAUAAUUAUUUUAAUACAAUCUAAUACAAUCAAAUUACUCAGUUGCCUUACCUCACGGGAAGAGUUACUUAUAGAUUUCAAAGCUGGGUAGCACAUCAGUUAUUUGGUUUCAACUUGAGUUUUCUUUUAAUACUAUUGAAACUUAAGUAUUGGGUGGGGAAUGGAAAGAAUUGCCCUUAUUGCAAAUAAUGAAGCCUGGUUUGAUUAUGAAGCUGCUUAAUUCCUCUUCAUGUGUCCAGAAUUACUGUGGUAUUUUUUCCCUUUUUGUCACUGUGUACAUUAAAUUUUUUGAAAAUGCUUUACUAUGUAAAGUAUAGAUGGUCAUUUUAAUCCUUCAACCACAUACGGUUGGCUGGUAAACAGCUUAUUCUGAUACAAGAAUGCUUGUAUGGUGACUAUGGAAAGAUCGUGAAGGAGUACGUAUGUCUUGCAUCAACAGCUGUCUUAUUUAUGAUAUGUAAGUAGAAUAGAGCAAAUGUUUGACUCUGUUAUUUUUAGUACAAUUUCUUAAUAAAGCUAAGUAUUUUAGAGGAAAGUAUUUGUUAU
Molecule: messenger RNA, 4038 nt
Organism: Eptesicus fuscus (big brown bat)
Lineage: Eukaryota; Metazoa; Chordata; Mammalia; Chiroptera; Vespertilionidae
Gene: SREK1
Product: splicing regulatory glutamic acid and lysine rich protein 1
Exons: 12
Coding region: 111-1997 (628 amino acids)
Cellular component (GO): nucleoplasm
Molecular function (GO): RNA binding
Source: RefSeq, a predicted model, not a curated record